AGCACAUCACAUUGCCAACUGAUCUGUUAAAGUGUACCUACUCACCCAAUCCAACCCCAUCCAUUAACAACUUGUCUUGCUCACCAACUUGGUCAAAUCCAUCUCUCUCUUCCCCAUUUCUGUUACACACACACAUAUAUAUAAUAUGUAUAGAUCAUAUUCUUCAUUUCUCACUAUAAAUGACCAUCACUAUUUCCAUCUCUUUCUUUCAUUUCUUCUUAAAUCAUCAUCAAGAAGCGUAGUCCUAUAACAAGAUCUUCCCUCUCCUUAUUCUUCCUAAUAAUCCCAUACUAACAAAUUCGAAGAAAUUUUUGUUUUUCAAGAAAUGGGGCGAUCGCCUUGCUGUGAAAAAGCACACACGAACAAGGGUGCUUGGACUAAAGAAGAAGACCAGCGCCUAAUCAGCUACAUCCGCGCUCACGGCGAGGGCUGCUGGCGUUCCCUUCCUAAAUCUGCAGGAUUAUUGAGAUGCGGCAAAAGCUGCAGAUUGAGAUGGAUAAACUAUCUGAGGCCUGAUCUCAAAAGAGGCAAUUUCACUGAAGAAGAAGAUGAAGUCAUUAUUAAAUUGCACAGCUUGCUUGGAAAUAAAUGGUCUUUGAUAGCUGGGAGAUUGCCGGGAAGAACAGACAAUGAAAUAAAGAAUUAUUGGAACACACACAUCAAACGCAAGCUUCUGAGGCGCGGCAUGGACCCUCACACCCACCGCCAAAUCAACAACAGAAGCCCAACUCCGCCGCCACCACCUGAACAAAACAACUCCUCAUCAGCUGACAACAGCACCACCACCACGGCGGAGGAGGACGGAGGCCUUGACUUGGAUUUGUCUAUUGGGAUCCGGCCAUCUCACCCCAACUACAUCAAAACUGCUUCUUUCAACUCGCCGCCGGAGGUGAGAGCUAUGUGCGUGUGUUGGCAGUUGGGUUUUGGGAAAGGGCAGUUGUGCAUCAAUUGCCAAUCUUACAAUGGAUUUAUACACUUGCUCACAAAUAAUUAAUUUCCCACAGCUUUAACAUACUUUUUACUUCUUUUCUUUUUUUAAAUCUUAUUUUGGGGUUAAAUCAAGUGCAUGCCCCUAAGAUAUCAAAAUGCAUGCAAUUGGUUAAAAUUUAUGAAUCGGGACGGACACAGAAAAAAUCCCGGUCAAAGCUAUAUGUUUUUUAUAUUUUGAGUAUAAAGUUUGGAAAAGAUAAUUUUAUUACGAUUUGAUUUUA
This is a messenger RNA of Salvia miltiorrhiza (redroot sage), 1211 nucleotides long. RefSeq names its product myb-related protein 330. The transcript has 3 exons. Lineage: Eukaryota; Viridiplantae; Streptophyta; Magnoliopsida; Lamiales; Lamiaceae. The coding region runs from base 326 to 994 and encodes 222 amino acids. The record is from RefSeq and is a predicted model, not a curated record.